GCAUAGUGAAAAAGAAGUGGCCGUGUACUAUACACUGUUUAUCUAUUGGUUUUAUCAAACUUAGAUUUGCUGUGAAGUUUUAAGGAUGUUUAAUCUUAUCUAAAGAAAAACUUAAUGGUCGCUGAUAGCCGUACCAGCUAUUUUUUUGAUUUCUUUAUCGUAGUGCUCAGACGUUUGUCAUAUCAAGUCAAAGUGGAUAAACAAUGACGGCAAAUCAGACGAGUUUAAUCCAAUUACAAGACGUGUUCUUAAAAACUCGGUGCACAAUCUCACCAUUUUUCAGAGUGGUUGACAACGAAAAGUAUUAUGUGGAUUGUGAUGAAGUUUAUCCAAAUCUCUUCGUUGGAAACGGAAGUGCUGCUAAAAAUUUAGUGUACCUGAAACGGGUCGGCAUCACUCAUGUAGUCAAUAUGGCAGAAAGUGACGUUGACACAGAUGCUAAUUACUAUCGGAACGAUAACAUUAACUAUUUGGGUGUGGCUAUAGCCGAUAGUCCUAGUACGAAAAUCAAUGACCAUUUCGAGGCUGUUACGAAAUUCAUUGAGAAUGGUAUCAAACGAGACGGUGGUAAAGUGCUUGUUCACUGCUUUAUGGGUUAUUCACGGUCGGCUACUUGUGCCAUAGCUUAUUUAAUGAUUUGCGAAAAAUUAGAUGCUACUACUGCCUGUCAGAUUAUAAAAUCAAAGCAUGUGUGCCGACCUAAUGACGGAUUUCUGCAACAGUUGGUUGAGCUGGAUAAUCACUUGAGAAGUGACAAACGAUGAAUUGUAAACGGUUUUCAGUGAAUAAAAAUGUAUUACUUAACGAAAAGAA
This is a messenger RNA of Bradysia coprophila, 813 nucleotides long. RefSeq names its product dual specificity protein phosphatase 3 pseudogene. The record is from RefSeq and is a predicted model, not a curated record. Lineage: Eukaryota; Metazoa; Arthropoda; Insecta; Diptera; Sciaridae.